This is a messenger RNA of Acyrthosiphon pisum (pea aphid), 1016 nucleotides long. Its product is annotated as epidermal growth factor receptor substrate 15-like 1. Gene Ontology annotation, cellular component: plasma membrane; cytoplasm. Gene Ontology annotation, biological process: endosomal transport; endocytosis. Gene Ontology annotation, molecular function: calcium ion binding; protein binding. NCBI's taxonomy places the organism in Eukaryota, Metazoa, Arthropoda, Insecta, Hemiptera, Aphididae. The record is from RefSeq and is a predicted model, not a curated record. Bases 471 to 1001 code for a protein of 176 amino acids. The transcript is spliced from 7 exons.
CAAUUUUAUUUGUGUUUUGUUAUUACGUCCGAUUAUUAUUUGUGUCGACAGUUAUAAAUUAUUAUUUUUUUGCGGGCACACACGGAGAACAGUGAUCCAACGAGUUGGUUGCAUUUCUAUUGCCGUCAUUAUUUUAUUAUAUUCCAACCAAUUGGUGUAAUAUCGUUUUAAGUUUAUUGAAGGAGUUAUACCAAAUCGUUCAGGAUGGCUACAUUGCCUUCCCCAAAUGAAGUAGCUGGAAGUCACUACCCAAUUUAUGAAGCACUUUAUAAUAUGGUGGAUACUACAAAUAAAGGAAAUAUUGGAGCAAUGGAUGCAGCAAAUUUCCUUAAAAAGUCUGGUUUAUCACAAAUUAUACUUAGUCAAAUUUGGGAUUUAUCAGACCCAACUGCCAAAGGUUUCCUAACUAAACAAGGAUUUUUUGUGCACUUAAACUGAUAGCAUUAGCACAAGCUGGACGAGAAAUAUCAAUGACGAACAUCACUCAACAAACCAUACCACCUAACAUGGGCGAAGCAUCAAAACAUAUAGCAAGUAAAAUCCUAACAGCAGGUUUAGUUACUACUGUUACUAAUAUGAAUGACUGGUCAAUGAAGCCUUCAGAAAGAAUGAACUAUGAUAAAAUGUUUGAAUCAUUGAGGCCAGUAAAUGGAACAGUUGCUGGAGAUAAAGUUAAGGGAUUGUUAAUAGAUUCCAAACUAUCAGUAGACACUUUGGGAAAAAUUUGGGACUUGGCUGAUAUGGAUAAAGAUGGAAAGUUAGAUCAACAUGAAUUUGCUGUUGCAAUGCAUUUAGUUUAUAAAGCAUUAGAAAAAUAUGCUAUUCCUAGCGUUUUACCUACUGAGCUAUUACCUCCAGCAAAAAGAAAAAGUUCCACUAUGGCUAACUCACCUGUACCUGUUUUACCAGUGCUUACUUCUGGUGCUACUUCAAAUCUAGUCAAACAACCACCAAAAGUAAGUUUUUGGAUUAACCUAACAAGUAAAAACAAAUUAAUUUGACUAAAAUAUAUUAUU